AUGCCUGAACCUACUGAAGAAACUUGGAAAACGGUAGCGCAAAAAUAUAAGGAUAUGUGGCAUUUCCCAAAUUGUAUUGGUGCAAUAGACGGCAAACAUAUUAACAUUGAAUGUCCUAUUAAUUCUGGAUCAACGUUUUUUAAUUAUAAAGGAAGCCACUCAGUUGUAUUAUUAGCAUUAGUUGAUGCUGACUACAAAUUUAUCGCGGUUGAUGUGGGUUCAUAUGGCCGGAAUUCUGAUGGCGGAAUUUUUUCUAAAUCAAUAAUUGGCAAGAGAUUAAGCAGUAACACGUUUAAUGUACCGAAACCAAUUCCUAUAAUUGAAAAUGGCGAACCACAACCAUAUGUAGUUGUUGGUGAUGAGGCAUUCCCACUAACAACUUAUUUACUUCGCCCAUACAGCCGAAAUUAUUUAAGAGAUAAUUUAUUUAUUUAUUUAUUUAUUUAUUAA
Acyrthosiphon pisum (pea aphid) is the source of this 450-nucleotide messenger RNA. Its product is annotated as protein ALP1-like. The coding region runs from base 1 to 450 and encodes 149 amino acids. The record is from RefSeq and is a predicted model, not a curated record. The transcript has a single exon. NCBI's taxonomy places the organism in Eukaryota, Metazoa, Arthropoda, Insecta, Hemiptera, Aphididae.